This is a messenger RNA of Coregonus sp. 'balchen', 3495 nucleotides long. NCBI's taxonomy places the organism in Eukaryota, Metazoa, Chordata, Actinopteri, Salmoniformes, Salmonidae. The record is from the annotation of a GenBank genome assembly.
AUGUUUAUCCUGGGCUUCGCCGGCUGCAUCGGCGCGCUGAGGGAAAACACCUUCCUGCUCAAGUUUGUACGUCCACAAUUCUCUCACUCCCAGUUGGAUCCCAUAGACAUACACAUUUCUAUGUGUGUGUAUGUACAUCAUUUAUGUAUAUGUGCUAUGUAGAUGAUUGGCUCCCUCUUGAACUCCCACUCACUCCCCAGACUCAGCACCCGUACUUCCUGCGGCUAUGUCCAACAUGUUUAAUCCAUGAUGUGUAGCCUUUUUCUGGGGCUGGGAAACCAUCCCACCAUGUACUGUCUCAAACAUCAGUUAUUAUAGAACACUUCUGUCUAGUUGAUUAGUCAGGUGUGUUAGUGCUGGGCUAAAACAAAUAUGUGCACCACCUGCAGGUUGAUUCCCCAGGAAUGGAAUGAGAAACACAGGACAAAAUCAUCAGUACUAAAUCCUAGCUUUGUGUAUGAUUAUUUCCAUUUCCCCCUCUCUUUAUCCCACUGUUCCUGUGCUCCAGUUCUCUGUGUUCCUGGGGAUCAUCUUCUUCCUGGAGCUGACGGCUGGAGUAUUGGCCUUUGUCUUCAAGGACUGGAUCAAGGACCAGCUUAACUUCUUCAUCAACAACAACAUUCGGGCAUAUCGUGACGACAUCGACCUCCAGAACCUCAUAGACUUCACUCAGGAAUAUGUAAGCGUUUGAAGAUCAUUGUGUGUGUGUGUGUGUGUGUGUGUGUGUGUGUGUGUGUGUGUGUGUGUGUGUGUGUGUGUGUGUGUGUGUGUGUGUGUGUGUGUGUGUGUGUGUGUGUGUGUGUGUGUGUGUGUGUGUGUGUGUGUGUGUGUGUGUGUGUGUGUGUGUGUUUGUGUGUGUGUGUGUGUGUAAAUGAAAAUGUAGUUACUACAGAGGAGAAGCUCUGGUUUGAGUGAGGUGAAGAGUUGGUCAUGUAAGGUGCGGCGGUAGGAGCAUGUGUGUGUGUGGGCGUGUGAGAGAGCGAUAGAGCCUGGUUGCCCCACUCAUACUUCCCGAUGCCUUGGCAACGUAUACUAUGUUUCUAUAGCAACUAGGGAAUGCAGGGUGGCCUACAAUAGAUGGUGAUACUCCUCUGAUGUGUAGUGCUCUUAACAAUUUUCGUGAAAAGGAUAUUUUUAUCCACGACAUGAGAAUCUCCCAUAGUAUUUUCAAUAUUCCUCCCAAUCCAGGAAUGCGGUAAAUUUGCAAUUUGCAAUCUGCUAUAGCAUACAUACCACCCAGAACAAUAUGUUUAAAGGCCCAGUGCAGUCAAAAAUGAGAUUUUUCUGUGUUUUAUAUACAGCGCUUUCAGAAAGUAUUCAAGGUGGGAUUAAUUGUCCUGUUUUUGUCAACGAUCUACACAAAAUACUCUAAUGUCAAAGUGGAAGAAAAAUUCUAACAUUUCAAAAACAAUUAUGAAAAAUAAAACACUAAUAUAUUUUGAUUACAUAAGUAUUCAACCCCCUGAUUCAAUACGUUAGAAUCACCUUUGGCAGUGAUUACAGCUGUGAGACUUUCUGGGUAAGUCUUUAAGAGCUUUGCACACCUGGAUUGUACAAUAUUUGCACAUUAUUAUUUUUAAAAUUCUUCAAGUUCUGUCAAGUUGGUUGUUGAUCAUUGAUGGACAACCAUUUUCAAGUCUUGCCAUAGAUUUUCAAGCUGAUUUAAGUUAAAACUGUAACAAGGCCACUCAGGAACAUUCAACAUCAUAUUGGUAAGCAACUACAGUGUAUAUUUGGCCUUGUGUUUUAGGUUACUGCUGAAAGGUGAAUUUGUCUUCCAGUGUCUGUUGGAAAGCAGACUGAACCAGGUUUUUCUCUAGGAUUUUGCCUGUGCUUAUCUCUAUUCUGUUUCUUUUUAUCCUAAAACACUCCCUAGUCCUUUCCGAUGACAAGCAUACCGAUAACAUGAUGCAUCCACCACCAUGCUUGAAAAUAUAAAGAGUGUUACUCAGUGAUGUGUUGUAUUUGAUUUGCCCCAAACAUAAUGCUUUGUAUUCAGGACAUAAAGUUAAUUUCUUUGCCACAUUUUUUGCAGUUUUACUUUAGUGCCUUAUUGCAAACAGAAUGCAUGUUUUGGAAUAUUUUUAUUCUGUACAGGCUUCCUUCUUUUCACUCUGUCAUUUAGGUUAGUAUUGUGGAGUAACUACAAUGUUGUUGAUCCAUCCUCAGUUUUCUCCUAUCACAGCCAUUAAACUGUUUUAAAGUCACCAUUGGCCUCAUGGUGAAAUCCCUAAGCGGUUUCCUUCCUCUCCGGCAACUGAGUUAGGAAGGAUGCCUGUAUCUUUGUAUUGACUGGGUGUAUUGAUACACCAUCCAAAGUGUAAUUAAUAACUUCACCAUGCUCAAAGGGACAAUGGCAUUGGAAAACCUCCCUGGUAUUUGUGGUUGAAUCUAUGUUUGAAAUUCACUACUGGACUGAGGGACCUUACAGAUAAUUGUAUGUGUGAGGUACAGAGAUGAGGUAGUCAUUCAAAAAUCAUGUUAAACACUAUUAUUAUUGCACACAGAGUGAGUCCAUGCAACUUAUAAUGUGACUUAUUAAGCACAUUUCUACUCCUGAACUUAUUUAGGCUUACCAUAAAAAAGGGGUUGAAUACAUAUUGACUCAAGCCAUUUCAGCUUUUCAUUAUUUAUUAAUUUGUAAAGAUGUCUAAAAACAUUUUUCCACUUUGACAUUAUAGGGUAUUGUGUGUACACAAAAGCUUAAUUUAAUCAAUUUCCAACUCAGGCUGUAACACAACAAAAUGUGGAAAAAGUCAAGAGGUGUGAAUACUUUCUGAAGGCACUGUAUAUUUCCACACUAUGAGUUUGGAAUAAUUCUGUGAAGUUGUGAAAAUUAUGAUAAUGCCUUUUUAGUGUAAGAGCUGUUUGAAAAGACCACCUGAAAUUUCUGCCUGUUUUGGUGGGAUGUCGUUUUUGGCUGCCUUGUGGCAUCACAUUAUGGUGUCUGAACAUUAUAAGUGUUGUACCAAACGAGAGAGUUGUCUGAGCAUAUGAAACAAUAUUCUCUAUGGACACAAAGUUUGUUUGUUGACCGUGUAUUUGUUGCCAAUUAUGACUAGAUACACUCUUGGAUGACCACUCACAUAAAGACGAUGAUUUAGAGGCAAGAUCAAAAGAUCCAAAACUAGUGAUGUCCAGUUUUUAGAAAAGCACAGGGCAGACCUCCUCGCAGAUGCCCUGGUCUCACAAAAUUGGAUCAAUGAUGAGGCCUACACUAAGAUCCAGAAGGCCAAAACCAGCCAGGAUCAAAUGAGGGAGCUGUACUCUGCCCUGUCCAGUCCAACCCAGAAGGAGGCAUUUUAUGGGAUACUAAAGGAGAAAUAUCCUUGGCUUAUCAUGGAGAAAAACCCAGACCUGGUCAGGGAUGAUUACCAGGAACAGAGGAAGUCUGAGUUUUCCACAGUGCAAGAAAAUCACUCCUGCAUUGGAGAGACGUUGCUACUUGGGAAACGAUACACAAAGCGCUCAAUGGUCCAGAAACACAGAAACUAG